Molecule: messenger RNA, 3715 nt
Organism: Erythranthe guttata (spotted monkey flower)
Lineage: Eukaryota; Viridiplantae; Streptophyta; Magnoliopsida; Lamiales; Phrymaceae
Source: RefSeq, a predicted model, not a curated record
AAAUUUACAAAUAAUUUCGUUAAAAUCAUUUCUAGAUGUUUGUAAUCUUUAAUGUGUAUACUUUAUAAAAGAAAACCCUCAUUUCCAAGUAUUUAAUUUUUACACAUUAGACAAUGAUUUUUUCAUGUCUUAACAUUUUCAGUAACUUUUUCUCAAAAAAAAUCUAUUUUUUCCCCAAAAUUAGUAAAUGAUCUUGUUAAUUUGGAAAUUCUUAUAUAUUUGUAAUAUUUUAUGUGUAUACUAUAAGAAAAAACAAAAUCAGGGGCGCUGCCCUCGUACCCCUUUUACCUUUUAGUCCAUCAUUUUCACUAUAUUCAAUUUCGGACACCUUCGGAUAAAUUCCUGGAUUCGCCACUGUACGUACAUCUCUUUUGCAGGCAUAUACAAACAAUCUGUCUAAUUUUAGAAUAUCACUCAGCCGCCCUUUGCCAGUGUUUAACAACUUUUAUGUCAUACAUUUUAUUUUUCAUUUCCGUUUAUCUGUCUCUGGGUCUUAUUACAGAUUUGUCCAAUUUGACUUGCUAACCCAAAGGACAUGGCUUUUGGCUGUGGUCAUCAGACAUGCAGCGAGUGUGGCAAAGACCUUUGCUAUGCCCAAUUUGUCCCGGUAAUGUUGAGAUCAGAAUUAAGCUCCAUUAAGUUGCUUGUCCACUUCCUUUAUCACCUUCAACAUCAUUCUUUUUCAAAUAUUAUGUUGGUUCUGGAUGUUCGAUUUUUAUUUGUUGUUUUGAAGCGCUACAUACGUAGCGUUUUGCAUCAUUUCCACAUUAUUUGGUUGUAUAUCUUUUUAUUGUUUUUUUACGGAUAAAGACUCGAUUGGCCAAAUCAAACUCAACGCAUCGAACAUUGGAUUUUCUUUUUAUUGCUUUUGAAUCAAGUUGUUCUUCUAUAUUAAUUGUUUAAUAAAUGGAUUUGUUUGGCGUUUGCAUAUAUCGUGAAACAUAUUCUCUUUAGUUUAUUUUUGGUUGUUUCCUUUCUUACGUGAGGGUUUAGAGUUAAGGUUGUAGUGGUUCAGCCGCAUAUACAUAUGAUAUAAUGUGAUAUGGACAUUACACAUAAAACAAUUUUAGCCAUACACUUAUUGGGAAUUCUUCUCAUGCCAUCAGAGCCAUACACUUGAGAUGGUUUUUUUUUUCCUUUUAAUUCGCUGCUAUGGGCGACACAAAGACUAAAUUGAAGGCGAUAUCAGUUUCGUCGACUGAACCGUUACUCAACUUACUGAAGUAAGACCCUAAAAUUGACUAUUGGUGGAUGAUUAAUUCCAUACUUCCUGCUUGGUUCUUUAAUACCAUUGAACCAACGUUUCGAUCAACAAUUGCUUAUUGGGAAUUCACUAGAGAGCUUUGAGAGGACUUGUGGUUGAGAUUUGGGGUCGCAAAUGGGCCGAAAAUCAUUCAAUUGAGACUGAGUUGGGCAACUGCAAACAGAGAGGCCACUCAGUUGGAGGCGACUCAGCUGCUGAAUAAUUUGGGAAGAUGAAAAUGGUGUGGGAUGAGGUCAAUGACUACGAACCUAUUUUGACAUGCAAUUGUGGUGGUUGAAAAUGUCAGAUUGCGUAGCAAUCGUUGGCACGACGAGAGGACGACACAAGUCCAUCAAUUUUUGGUGGGGCUCGAGGAUUCACUAUUUGGGACAGUGUGUUCUACCAUCCUGAAUUUAGAUCCAUUGCCAAACUUGAAUCAAGUUUAUGCAAUGAUUGUGAUCGAAGAGCAACAUCAUACAUCUGCUCGAUAUAGAGAUGAUAGGAGUGAUGCAGUCGCCUACCUCGCCUAAAGCAAAGUUCGGGUUGGAUCAAAUAUAUAUAUAUAUGGCAAUGAUACUAUUUAUUCUCUUUAGGACGUGCUUUGACGAUCAACAUUACGCCACCGGCCAUCCAAUAAUCCACCACAUCUAGACAAUAUUAUUAUUAAUAGUGGAGACUUGGUCUCAUCUCAUCAACUUGUAACUGGGGAAGUCUUCCCUCUCUCUAAUAUAAUUAAAAAAGACUUGGUGUAAAUUGUUGCAUAUUUAUUUUCUGAGCUGUUUUGCCAUAAGAAAAUAAAAGGAAGAAGUUGUAUCCGCUGUUUGUUUGUUGUAGGAAGAAGAAUUUUGUUUUAAAGGAUGGGGGACAAAAGCUCCAGCUCUCAAAAUGAUGAAACCCCACAUAAGAAGCUUGAUAAGUGGUAUUCCAAAAUCUUAGACAACUACAAUUCAUUAGAUGAGGUUACGGACGCUCUGAAACGUGCUGGUCUCGAAUCUUCCAACCUAAUCGUCGGGAUUGAUUUCACUAAUAGCAAUGACUGGACAGGCAUGAGAUCGAAUAAGGGUCUAAGCAUGCAUCACAUUGGAAAUGGUCCAAAUCCAUACGAACAAGCAAUAUCUAUUAUCGCAAAAACCUUGGCUGCUUUUGACGAGGACAACUUAAUCCCCUGUUUUGGAUUUGGAGAUGGCACAACAUACGACCUGGAUGUAUUUAGUUUCACUCCCGGGAACAAAUAUUGCAAAGGAUUUGAGCAAGUGUUGAGCCAAUACAGAGACAUUGUUCCAAAACUGCAACUGGCUGGUCCAACAUCUUUUGGACCGAUAAUUGAAAUGGCAAUGACUAUAGUUGAGAAGAGUGGAGGCCAAUAUCACGUUCUACUAAUUAUCGCAGAUGGACAGGUUACAAGAUAUGACGAUACUGAAGAAGGCAAGUUAAGUGAGCAAGAGCAGAAGACUAUUGAAGCAAUUGUUGCAGCUAGCAAAUAUCCGUUAUCGAUUAUUUUGGUUGGGGUUGGAGAUGGCCCGUGGGACAUGAUGAAGGAAUUUGAUGACAAUAUCCCUGCUCGCGACUUUGACAAUUUCCAGUUUGUCAAUUUUACGGAGAUUAUGUCCAAAAAUAUUCCCCAGUCUCAAAAAGAGAAAGAAUUUGCUCUUGCAGCAUUGAUGGAAAUCCCCUUCCAAUAUAAAGCAACAAUGGCGCUUAAUUUGUUAGGUGAAAGGAAAGGAUACCAUCCCGAGCGGGUAUCUCUUCCUCCUCCCUCCUAAGGUAAAUUAUAAGUCUUUUAAUAAUUAAUUUAUUCAUCUCCAAAUUAAAUUAUGCUCCAUUAAGUUUAUAUUACAAGCACAAUGUUAAUGCCAAUGCAGUUCCUUGUGGCCUCAUUUGCAAGUGUUGAUUUCUUAUAAUAAAUUUAAUUUUUCAUUUUCAUUAAUGGGUUUUACAGAUCUGUCAAAUUUGUCUAAGUAACACAAAGGACAUGGUUUUGGGUUGUGGUCAUAAGGUAAAUUAAUUUGUUUUAAUUAAUAACCGUGUACUAUGGCAUGGUUAUAUGGUUAUGUCAAUUUGAUCCAUGAAUGUACUUCUUUCCCUUGUUUUUCAGACAUGCAGCAAGUGUGGCCAAGACCUUGAGCUUAUGUCCAAUUUGUCGCAGUAAAAUCGAAAACCAGAAUCAACCUCCAUUAAGUUACGUUGCUCCUCGUCGUCGGCUUCCUUUAUCAACUUUAGCAUCAUUCUGUUUUUGUUUUUUAAAUAAAUAUAAUGUGGGUUCUUGAUGGUGCAAAGGUUGUGAUCUAAGAUUCUUGGUAAGAUACAUUGGAUGCUUUUUUCGGUCUUGAAGCGAUACAUACUAAAUAUUUUGCAUCAUUUGGUUGUAUAUAUUUUUAUUGUUUUUCACCGUUAAAGACAAAUUGAAUGCAGUGGGAUUCCAGUUUCGUUGCCUUGAUUUUUCUGUAAAAAUGUGAGUCAAUGUUUUGUUUA